AUGUAUCAACAGGUUGAGUUGACUGUUGGUUAUUUGCCUUGGAAAGGUAUGAAAGAUAAAGAUGAAGUGGGUAAAUGUAAGCAGCUUUGUCGACAAGAUGAAUACAUAAAAGAGCUGUUUGGUGGCUGUCCACGAGAGUAUAUCAAAAUUAUGCAGAUUAUUGAUGCUACUAGAUAUUAUUCAAAGCCAGAAUAUGCGAAUAUAACUGGACUUAUGAAUGAUGCCAUACGAAACAAUAAAGUGUUCGAGUAUCCGUAUGAUUGGGAGAACUAUCUGAAACCAGCAAGUCUUGUUAAAACUCAAGAAGAAAUUAUUAGUUAA
Molecule: messenger RNA, 321 nt
Organism: Thelazia callipaeda (thelaziosis nematode)
Lineage: Eukaryota; Metazoa; Nematoda; Chromadorea; Rhabditida; Thelaziidae
Source: the annotation of a GenBank genome assembly